GAUGUCGCAGUAGUCAUAAUGGGAGUCACAGGCUCAGGGAAAAGCACGUUCAUAUCCCGUCUUACGGAUGGACCAGUGGAAAUAGGGCAUACACUAGAGUCCUGCACCUCUGACGCGACAGUCCAUACCAUAGAGUAUGGAACAGAUCAGAACUUGCAUUUGAUCGAUACCCCAGGCUUUAACGACACGUCAAGAUCCGAUGCAGACCUUUUGAAGGAGAUUGCAUUCAUCCUAGGAGUCUUACGCAAAAAUGAAGUCAGCUUAGCUGGAAUCAUAUAUCUUCACAGGAUUUCAGAGCCCAGGAUUGCCGGCUCGGCGCUUCGAAGCAUUCGCUUAUUCGAAGCUCUUUGCGGAUCGCAAUGCUUUCCAUACGUUGUCCUCGUUAGCACUAUGUGGGAAUCCCUCGGGGUAGAAGACCGUGCAAUCGCCGUUGAUCGAGAAAAGACACUGAAGGACAAAGCCGAAUUCUGGGGCCGAAUGGUGAACGGUGGCGCUACUGUUAUGCGUCAUGAAGGGGAUGCUAAUUCCGCACGUGAUAUCCUUUCUCGUGCUGCGUCCAUGAAUCCUUCAGUCGUGAUGGACAUCCAACGGCAACUGAUUAAUGAAGACAAGGCGCUGGAUGAAACCAGCGCAGGGCGUUAUUUGCUUGGUGAACUUUACGAAGUUCGUAAAAGACAGAAGAAGGAGAUCGCCGAACUGGAAGGGAUUAUGGAGGAGGCCCUACAGGAUCACGAUGAAGCAACGAUCUCAGCGAUCUCAGCCCAGCGACAUGAAUAUGAAGGCUUGAUUCAGCGAACAUACACACAGACAGAUGACCUCGAAGUGACCUUCGAGGAUCUUGCCGAAGAACGGGCAGAUCGGUAUGCAAGCCUACUCCAAGAAGGUGACAAGUACGAAAAAGAAGUUGAGGAGGAUGUGAAACAAACCCAUGAUAUAGAGCACACCUUACAUUGCGUAGAGAGAAGCCAUGACCGUGACAGGGGCCGCCUCACUAUCGAUAACAGGCGCCUUGGACAGCAGAAUGAACAACAUGCGGUUGGAAAUGGUAGUGUGGAGCUUCAAUGGACAUGGUGGGAGAAGCUUCUCAGAAGUGCCCUACCUACAAGGGAUAUGCGAAAAGCUGCGUCGUCAUAUCGCUCCUUUUCAUUUCCUCGGUCACUAGUCAGUAAUCAUCAGCGCCAAAGCGUUUCUUUUCCACAGCCACCGGAGGUCCGCAUGGAUAGGCCUCGUUCACAGCCACGUCACGAUACCGUACCUACUAGGUCCAAGAAUACGGACAGUAGCUCCAACGGGAGGCCGGGCCUGGUCCGGAGGUCAAGCAGUUCCCAACCUUACUCUUAUCGCGAUUAUCGAGAAAGCGAUCGCUCGAGCAAGAAGCAAUCCGAGCCGAUACUCGAGAAUCGGGGACAGACCUUACGGAAUCCCAGUACCAUGAUUGUCGAUCCUCCAAACGAGUCUCGGAGGACGGAUGAGACGUUGAAGUACAACACUGUACUCGUUUCACCGGGGUAUGCAGGGGAGAUUCGGAUCUCUGGGCCCUUGAGGAGACCAGACAAGCCACUAGUACUCCGACGUAAUUACAAUUGAAAAACACGAG
Mytilinidion resinicola is the source of this 1597-nucleotide messenger RNA. RefSeq lists its product as uncharacterized. Gene Ontology annotation, molecular function: GTP binding. Lineage: Eukaryota; Fungi; Ascomycota; Dothideomycetes; Mytilinidiales; Mytilinidiaceae. The record is from RefSeq and is a predicted model, not a curated record. The transcript is spliced from 2 exons. The coding region runs from base 19 to 1587 and encodes 522 amino acids.